GACAGCUGUCAGGCGGUAAGCAGGACUGACCGGCGACUCUCACACCAGCAGCAGUCAUGAGCAGAGAUAACUGUACCGCUGCUCAACAGCUAGCACAGGGGAUCCCCUCCAUAACCCAGGCGUGGGGACUGUGGGCCCUCUUAGGAGUCGUGACAAUCCUGCUUCUCAUCUCAUUGGCUGCACUCUUGUCCCAGUGGACUCGUGGUCGGAGAAGGAACCUGGAGGGACAGGGGCCACCCUCUGGAAGAUCCGUGGAAGAAGUUCCCCUGUAUGGGAACCUGCACUAUUUACAGACAGGUCGGCUGUCUCAAGAACCAAGGUCAGAAGAGCAGGACCCAUCCUCCGGAGGUCCUGCCCGGGUGAGUCAGCUGGCCGAAGAAAAGGGCCAGGAAAGAAAUGGGGAGCGUUCCCGAGGGUGCAGAGCCCGGCUAACAGCCUCCUCGCAUCUCCAGGGGGCAGAGGAGGCCACGUGCUACACUAGCCUGCAGCUGCGACCAGCUCAAGGUCGGAUCCCCAGCUCUGGAACCCCCAUCAAGUACUGUGAGGUAGCACUGGACUCUGAGCCAAAGCCCCAGGCCCCAGGCCCUGAGCCAGAACUCUAUGCCUCCGUGUGUGCCCAGACACGCAGAGGCCGGGCUUCCUUCCCAGAUCAAGCCUAUGCCAACAGCCAGCCGGCACCCAGCUGAGGAGGACCUGGAACUGUGGGCACGUUUGGCUAGGCUACUGGGUCAGGGACUCCUGUUGCCCUGGCUAGGGCAUGUCGAGCUUCUAACCACCUCCAGGACGUUGAGACUUUGCUGACAGGUGAUGACGACCUCCCCUGAACUUCCUAAGUCACAUGACAACGUACAGACAUCUCAGAGUGUGAAGGCUCCUGGUUUCCUGAGGAUGGAGUUGCAAAGGGAGAGCCCCCCGCAUUUGUCUUUCCUAUGCUCUCCUGUAAAUUUCUGUGCCCCCCAAACUCUUUGCUCAUACCUUUCCCUCCUUUUAGGGUUUAACCAGGUCCCCUCUAAGCUUACCCAGAUACCUCAUUGUCUCCUCAGACACAGGAAGUGGGCAGGAGGAGUGGGUAAGAACCAGAGAGGAUGUGGGUGUGUUUCAUGCAUGGGAGCCCACAUCUGGAAGGCUCCAAGGGUCCCAAGUUUGCUUUCUGACCUGAAAACCCUGGACAGAGUCCCCUGGGUUCCAAAUAAAGUAUCUCAAAA
Apodemus sylvaticus (European woodmouse) is the source of this 1205-nucleotide messenger RNA. RefSeq names its product signaling threshold regulating transmembrane adaptor 1 (gene Sit1). The record is from RefSeq and is a predicted model, not a curated record. NCBI's taxonomy places the organism in Eukaryota, Metazoa, Chordata, Mammalia, Rodentia, Muridae. Gene Ontology annotation, cellular component: plasma membrane. The transcript is spliced from 4 exons. Gene Ontology annotation, biological process: signal transduction; T cell homeostasis; regulation of T cell activation. Bases 57 to 686 code for a protein of 209 amino acids. Gene Ontology annotation, molecular function: kinase binding.